UUGUAAAUUAAUGAAUAAUAUAUUUACGCAAUAUGUCACCUUGUAUUUCCAAGCUUUCUUACCCAUUGUAAAAAUGAUGACAGAGGACUGGAUAUCAUUAAAAUUAAGUAUAGAAAGGGAUGUGAUGAUGAAGAGAGCGCGAACUGCUCGAUUGAUUGUAAUUUGUGGAUACGUUUUGAUGACAAUGAUUUUUACUAUGAUCAUUAUUUUUCCUUGUUUCGGCAUAUCAUUCAGACACAUAACAAAUCUGACAGAUCGAGAUAAAUUGUUACCGCUACAGGCGUAUUAUUUUUACGACACUGAUAAAAGCCCGCAAUUUGAACUUACAUUUAUCGUUCAAGCCUUAACGAUUUUCUUAGGAGCUGUAGCUUAUACGUCAGUAGAUGCUUUCUUUGGACUUGCCGUCCUUCAUAUUUGCGGUCAAUUAGAAAACUUCAGAUGUCGUUUGGUCAACUUGGUUUCAUAUAAAGAUUUUAACAGUGUUUUACGCAACAACGUGAUCAUUCAUCUACGACUCAUCAGGUUUUCGCAGCUCUUAAUUAUAAUAAUAAAAUGACUUUGCACAAAAUAA
This is a messenger RNA of Pogonomyrmex barbatus (red harvester ant), 571 nucleotides long. RefSeq lists its product as uncharacterized. NCBI's taxonomy places the organism in Eukaryota, Metazoa, Arthropoda, Insecta, Hymenoptera, Formicidae. Gene Ontology annotation, molecular function: odorant binding; olfactory receptor activity. The record is from RefSeq and is a predicted model, not a curated record. Gene Ontology annotation, cellular component: plasma membrane. Gene Ontology annotation, biological process: detection of chemical stimulus involved in sensory perception of smell; sensory perception of smell.